AUGUCGUCAAGUGAUUCAAUCAUCGAUUUUACAGGUGGCUUAAAAGAACUUAAAGAAUUAAUUCAGCAGAAAAAGUCACUAAUUGUAGUUGAUGUAUAUGCAUCAUGGUGCGGUGGCUGCAAAGUCCUCGGUCAAAGGCUGCCAAUAAUUUCAGAGAAAAAUCCAGAUGUCACUUUUAUCAAAGUAGACUGUGAGAAGAAUGAAGUGGUAGGAUGCCAUUUCGAUCCACCUUCACUUCCAGGAAUAUAUUUUCUUAGAGCCGACUCUUCCAAAGAGGGAUAUAAAAUUUUAGAUGAAAUGUAUGGCGCAAAUAUCCAAAAAAUCGAAGAUUUAAUAGCAAAAUAUAAAUAA
Molecule: messenger RNA, 351 nt
Organism: Trichomonas vaginalis G3
Lineage: Eukaryota; Parabasalia; Trichomonadida; Trichomonadidae
Product: cell redox homeostasis
Exons: 1
Coding region: 1-351 (116 amino acids)
Biological process (GO): cell redox homeostasis
Source: RefSeq, a predicted model, not a curated record